GAUACGCGUCGAAAUCUCUAUGUACUCGGUCUGCCCUUUGAUCUUACCAAGGCUGAAUUUUCUACCUUGUUUUCGCGUUUCGGCACUGUCAUGCACGCCGUGAUUCUCGCUACUGUCGAUAACGCAUCUCGCCGUCGCGGUUUUGUGGUAAUGUCAUCUCACGAGGAAGCCAAACGUGCGAUGAAUGCGCUGUCGCGAAAGCAAAUGAAGUAUUAUCUACUCCGAGAUUCGAAGGUCAACUUGCUGACACAACACAGAGGGCACACCCUUGAUGUAUCUUGGGCCGUCGUGCAACGCUCUCAAGGCUUCCUAGAUGGUGCAGACAGGACGAUGAUGCUGGCAUCCUCGAACCCUACGUCAUUUCCAGAAAUGGAGCUCGAUCACCAACCCGCACGGCCGACAACCGGCUUGUCUCACUACGCUAACAAGCAGUGGAAUGUCUCAUUGGCGCCUUCCUCGAAGCUGCUGGUAUCAAAUUUGCCGACUCUUCUCUUUGCUCAGGCCAGUGACUUGCAUCCUCUGUUCUAUCCUUUCGGUCCCAUCAAGGAGGUGGAUCUGUUAGAUUCUGCUACACUCGGCAAUGGAACCGCAAGCGCUCUAGUUGAAUAUGUCAAUAUUGCCAACGCUCAGGAAGCCAAAGACGCACUUCAGCGGCAGUUCUAUGGGAGUUCGCGCCUCGAAGUCCGUUUCAUUCAAGACAGCGUCCAUCCGGUUGAAUCUGCUGCUGCUGCGUACGCCCAGUCUCCCAUACUACCGAAAACAUCUGAUGCCGGACUUAAUCCCUUUGCUGCUCCUUUCGUCCUUGGUUCGCGCCGCUUCCCAACCUUGGCGUCCGGUCUUAGCUGUGUUGCACACGAUUCGUUUGUCAACGACUUCUACUCCCCACUCGGUCUUCCUAGCGAUACCUUUCAAGUUGCCUCAUUCGCGCCGCACCCUCUUACGCAUCACCUCAGGGCCCAUGUAGCUGAUGCAAUUUCCAGAUCCAGCUCCGCAACGAGUUCGAGGUAG
Suillus paluster is the source of this 1008-nucleotide messenger RNA. RefSeq lists its product as uncharacterized. The annotation marks the transcript as partial. The record is from RefSeq and is a predicted model, not a curated record. Lineage: Eukaryota; Fungi; Basidiomycota; Agaricomycetes; Boletales; Suillaceae. The transcript has 3 exons. Gene Ontology annotation, molecular function: mRNA binding. Gene Ontology annotation, cellular component: cytosol.